Messenger RNA from Scomber scombrus (Atlantic mackerel), 2004 nucleotides. It is a transcript of the gene susd1, whose product is annotated as sushi domain containing 1. The transcript is spliced from 12 exons. The coding region runs from base 236 to 1900 and encodes 554 amino acids. NCBI's taxonomy places the organism in Eukaryota, Metazoa, Chordata, Actinopteri, Scombriformes, Scombridae. Gene Ontology annotation, molecular function: calcium ion binding. The record is from RefSeq and is a predicted model, not a curated record.
ACCACAAACAAACACCAGCCGCAUGAAGACCAUUGAAAAAAAAGGAGUUAUUCCUUCGGGUGUCCUCGGCUCACCCAUUCACAGCCUCCUCUGAAUCCUGGUUAUCAAAUACGCUCAGUGUCAUCAUGGUCCACACAAGACGGAAGUAAAAAAAAAAAGAGGGAAUGAGUGAAAAAAAAAAGGAGAUGAGCGUCUAGUGAAGUGAAGAGUACAGCAGGGAGAUACUCAAGAGAGGAUGGAGAAGAGAAACAGAGCUAUAAUCGUGGUUUUUCUGCUCUGUGUCAUCGCAGAAGUGCCAGCAGCAGGACAAACUCUGGACGUGUGUGCCUCCUGCCACGCUAACGCCACAUGUGAUGAGAAACCUGAUGGCUCUGGAAAAGUUUGUAACUGCAAGUAUGGCUUUGUUGGAAACGGAAGAAACUUCUGUCAAGAUAAAGAUGAGUGUCAGAUAGGAUCCAUUAAGAUCUGCGGGCAGCACACCACCUGCCACAACACAUACGGCAGCUUCUACUGUACAUGCCUGGCUGGAUACCACCCCUCAAACAACAUGGCCAUCUUCAUCCCAAAUGAUGGAACCCACUGCCAGGACGUUAACGAGUGCAGGAUCACAGGGAUGUGCGGAGAGGGAGGUCAGUGCAGGAAUCUGGAAGGCAGUUUUGAUUGCAGCUGCCAGCUGGGAUACAGAGUCCACGACGGAUCAGAGCCCUUUCAACCUGACAGGGACAAGGCUUCCUGCAAAGUGGUGGAUUGUGGGCAGCCGGCCUCUCCUGAGGACACAGUUCUGCUGUCAAAAACUGGGACCACAUAUGGCAGCGUGGCCAAGUUUGAAUGUGAUGAAGGCUUCCUGUGGAGGAGAGGAGACAAUACAUCUGUGUGUGGUGCUGAUGGACUGUGGAGAGGACCAACCAUGGUCUGUGAAGCUAAAUGUGGCCCAGUCCCCCUCCUCGCCAACUCAGAGGUGGUAUGGCAUAACAGGAGUGUAGUGAUCCAUCGCUGUGUGGAUGGAUAUCACAGCUGGAGGGGCAGUAACGUCUCUCUCUGCAGCAGCUCUGGGGUUUGGCAGAAAGCUAUGCUGAAAUGUAUAGAAAUCAAGCCACCUAUCAAUCACCUAAUUGUUUCUAAUGAAAAAUGUUUACAUUGGAGAGCAGAAAAGUAUGAAGAGACUACAGAAGUUUACAAGCUGAUCUACACAGGAUCCAGAGACUAUCAACGCUCCUUUCGUGACACAAGGAAGCGAUUUCUGAACUCCAAAUCUGACCAGGUGGAGGUCUGUCUCAACCUGCUUCCUGUUACCAACUACACCAUCUCCAUCACUGCAGUGUCUGCCCGAUUCACAGCCACCAUCACCACCAACACCAGCUUAACAGUACCUCCAGAACCAGUUGUCUACUACAAAGAGUUUGAGACUCCCGUACCAACGUUGAUGCUACACAGAAAACCCAACACUCUGGAUCCAAUAAGUUUGUACCAAGUGUUUGUGCUUCCUGUAGAAGGGAUUAUGGUGUUUGACUGUUCCUCACCCGUGGAACGUGACCACUCAAGCAAACCCACCACAGAGUACAUCACAGCUCUGAUCCACGUCAGCCACAUCGGCACAGAGAUGAACUUCACCGUGGGGGAUGGACUCUCCUAUGGAAGCUUCUUUAAUGCCCCUCUGGAGAAUGGCAAGAACUACUAUAUCAUCUUACGAGCUGUCAGUCAGUGGAAAAAGGAUUUAAAAAGUUCCUGUGUCCUGUGGGCUAAAGUAAGAGCCACAUCCUACGUUCUGAAGGUUUCAUCGCUGGCCGCCGCUGCAUUAAUAGGAGUCGUUGCCAUGGUUGUUUUGGGUGGAUACAGUUGCAGCUGGUAUAGAAGAUACACAAUACAGUACACACUCUCAUCAUUUUAUGUAUCUAUUUAAAUGGAAUAUAAUGCAAUCACGGCCUGCAAAUUAAAUAUUUGAUUUGAUUUAGUUUAUUUCCAUAAAUAUUAGUUUUAGUGAUAAUAAUCCAGUAUAUAGUUAAA